UUAAAAAAUCCGUUUAAAAGGGACGUCAUUUAAUUGCCACUGUGCAAGAGCAAUGAGCGAUUCCUCCGUAACCGAAGCCGCCAAGAGCGGCGGUGCUGGUGGCGGCAGUGGCACUGGAGGGGGGUCCGAGGCUUCUCGGAUUGGAGAGGUGAAGCAGUGGCUAGUGCACGAGUUCGGUCAAGCCGGGAAGGAAGUGCCGCAAUUCGAAUACACCCCUCGAUCCGUGGCUUAUUUACACAACCUUGCCACUCUCUCCCAAGCCAAAACCCAAGCUUCCAAGAUCCUUGCCUCCGAUUUCCGCCUCAAAGCCUCCGAAUACCGCUCUCAAGCGGCGCGAAUUAGGGAGAUUUUGGAGAAUGUAGGGCUUGCACAGGAGAGUUUAGCCUCGAAUGUUGUUGGAUCGGUUCAGGUCUUGGCGAAUGUGGCGAAUUUACUGAACAUCAGAGAUACAGAGCUAAGCAGUUUUCUAGUUGCAAUGGGAGAUAUUUCCUUGAGGAAGGCUAGUGUGGAGGAGAAGAGGGCCAAGGUGCAGAAAGAGUCCAAGGUUUUGUUGGAUUACACGCGAAAAGCUAUUGCAAGAUUAACGUAUUUGAAGAGAACGCUUGCGCAAUUAGAGGAAGAUGUAGCUCCCUGUGAGGUGCAGAUGGAGAAUUGGAAGACGAACUUGGCUGUUAUGGCUGCUAAGGAGAGACAAUACAUGCAACAGAGUGCCAAUUACAAGGUACU
Morus notabilis is the source of this 726-nucleotide messenger RNA. RefSeq names its product AUGMIN subunit 1-like. Gene Ontology annotation, cellular component: cytosol; HAUS complex. NCBI's taxonomy places the organism in Eukaryota, Viridiplantae, Streptophyta, Magnoliopsida, Rosales, Moraceae. The annotation marks the transcript as partial. The record is from RefSeq and is a predicted model, not a curated record. Gene Ontology annotation, biological process: spindle assembly. The transcript has 4 exons.